UGGGAAUAUUUUUACUUUCAGAAAUAGGGAGGUACGACGGGAACUUUGACUCUGGGGUUUGAAGUUUGAUACCAACUUCUUGUCCGUCUCGAGAAGGAUCUUGAAAGGAGUAAGAAUUUUUCAAGGAAGAACAGUGUUUGACUCCCAUCCACAGUUUGCAGAUUGGUCGAGAGAGACCAGAAGUGGACCCUUACUCAAUGUGAAGUCACUAGAUCAUUGGCUAAUACUCUAUCCUACGAGAAAUUAUGGAGCGGCUUCAUCCUUAGUACAGAGUCUACGGAAAGUCACACCCACCAUGGGCAUAGCUAUGAGAGAGGCAAAAAUGCUUGAAGUAAGUGAUACAGUCCAGUCCUAUACAACUGUCUUAGAAAAUCAUGUUUCCUCCAAAACACAGAUGGUCCUUUGCGUGCUGUCCAGUGAAAAGAAAGACCUGUAUGAUGGCAUAAAACAAUACCUGUGUGUCAAUUGUCUGACCCCAAGCCAGUGUGUCGUGGCACGGACCUUAGACAAACCCCAGACGCUGAUGACCAUUGUGACAAAGAUUGCCCAGCAGAUGAACUGCAAGAUGGGAGGAGCCCUCCGGAAGGUGGAGACAGGAUUACAGAAUGCGAUGUUCAUUAGUAUUGACUGUUUCCAUGAUAUUGUAAAUCGGCGGAAGUCAGUUGCAGGCUUCGUGUCCAGCAUCAAUCAAGAAUUGACGCAGUGGUUCUCUCAGUGCAUUUUCCAGGAGUCGGGUCAAGAGCUUGUGAACGGGCUUAAAACCUGCUUGGAAGGAUCUGCUAUGGAAACAACACAACCAGAACCUAGCAGAAAACCUGGGGACACCUGCCCAGGAAUGCAGAUUAGACUAUUAAACAUCUGCUGCAGCUUACAAGUAGAACUAUCACUCGAACCAUCAAAAGGAUCUGCUGUGAACAUAACACAACCAGAACCCAGAGGACAACCUGGGGACACCUGCCCUGCAACACAAACAAAAAUUCUUCCCAUCUUCCGUUACAGAAAAGUUCAGCCAACGGAUCAGAGCCCAGAGGGAGCUGUGGUGGAAACAAAUAAACAAAAAUUGAGUGGACAACCUGGAGACACCAGCCCUGAAAAACGGCUGAAAAUAUUCACAAUAUACCGCAGCAAGGAACUUGACUCAUCAUCAGAUAUCCGAGAGGGCUCUUCUAACAACGAAAUGUCAACUGCUCUACCAAUGUCUAUUAAUGUCCUUGGAUCUGUUGUGGAAACAACACGAGAAACAUGUGGACAAGUUUUCGACACCUAUCCUGUAAAACAAUCGAAAUUAUUGAACAUCUUCCGUCGUAGAAAAUUUCAAGAACCAUAGGAGAUAUCAGAAGGAAACCAGAUGGAACAUCAUGUUUGAGACCAUGGUGCCCAAAGGAAGUGAAAGGAUACCUGGAGGAAGUUGUUUGUCCUGAAGGAUGUGUCUCUCCAGUCCAUUCAGGAUGGUGACUACAACAUUCCCCAGCCAAGCAGGAGACACCGUUGAUGAGGGAAAGUACCCCAUCACUGUCUUUAUAAGCAGCUUUGGUGUCGCCAAUGGUAAACAUCCUCUCAGAUAAGCUAAUGCAUGGCAAGAGGCAAGCACUCAGCACCCUUGCCACCAGGAAGAUUAUGUAUUUCAUCCCAAAUGGACGCUGUCUGAUGUUCAUCAGAAUUUGUGUGGAAAGCAACCGAGAAAGCAACAUUCGUUCCUCAAAGAUACUGAGCUCACCUUGACAGCAUUAACUUGCACUUCUCCUCUGAUGUUCUGGAAUACUCUCAUGAUGAAGGUAUUAUAAAGUGCUUCUAGAAGGACACAGAGUACCCGUCAGCACAUUGGUCAUGCUGCUCAAGAAUAAUUCAGGUAGUGGUGCCUGAGUUGUUCAGUCAGCUAAGAGUCUGCCUUUGGUUCAGGUCACGGUGUCUGGGACCUGAAAUGGAGCCUGAUGUGGGGCUCCCUGCUCAGCAAAGGGUGUGUUUCUUUCUCUCCCUCUGCCCCUCUUGCCUCUUCUGCCCUCUCUCUCUCAAAUACAUAAAUAAUUUCUUGAAGAAAAUAAAAGGCUAAUUUGGGGACUGUCGAUCAGUAUGAAUGAAGGCUAGUGAACAUGAUGGCAUUUGGUAACUAAGCAUGGGCUGAGCUACCACUGUUGGGCCAUUCACGGGGUUAGGGCUGGAAAAUAUGGUGUGUUAGGAGUUUAUUUUGGAGAAUGAUGAGAGAAGCCAUGGUGCAGUGUCAGUGGGACAAUGUUGGGGGAAAACUCUCUUAUUCUUUCUCUCUCCUUCUCCCUUUCUCUGUAUUUCUGUGUCCAUAGCUGUCUCUCAUUCUCUCUCUCUCUCUCUCUCUCUCUCUCUCUCUCUCAAUUCUCUCUCUGUGUCACACACAUGCACACACAACUCUGUCACACUCAUAGGUUUAAACAAGUCACUCCACCCUAAGAGUCAUGCACUCACAACCAUACCAAACAGUGAACACACCGGCUCCUAGUAUUGUAGAAAUGUAGGCAUGUUUUCUCACCUGGGAAAGCUGCCUAUCUCACACCCCCAAGCCUCAGGAACAUGGAACCGGGUGGCUGUCCAGAAGAGAACAGCAGGUUGCUGCAUCUGCCGUACUAUUUAGAUUUUUUUUUUUUUUCUGCAAGAGAGUGGUUCCAGAAUACGUACCACUUUCGCUGGUUUCUGAGAUGUCUGCACUUACACAAAAGAGUAAACCAUGAGGGUCAGGUCAUGUGUGUCCUUUGUCAUUGGUUCUCCUAGUGAGUAUUCAACACCACAUGAGCAACAAUAGUAAAACGAUAGGCCUCCAAAGGAAGCACAGGUUGCACCCAUGAAAAAGCAGGAGCUAUUCCUGGGGGAUGGAUCUCUCCUUCACUGAAGGAGCCACACGAAAUUCUUGAGGAAAAACUGCAUGUGAGAGAAAGGUCCCUUACUACACAGUUUAAAACAUCCCCUCCAAACCCCACGAAAAUGGUCCUUACUCCUAAAAAAUACACUGUUCCUUGUCAUAUCUGAAUUCGCUCCAAAAAGAGGAAAAAAGGACCAUUUCUAAUUCAGGAAAAUGGGUGAGCAUUCCAUAGAAGAAGUUGGAAACUCAUUCACUGACUUUUUUGUGGAAAAACUCCUGCACCACACACUUGGCAAGAUUUAGGAGGACACAAAAUAACUGUCAAUGCAUUCAUUGGAUGUGGUGCUCAGGAAUUACUGAGCGAUCACUGUUUAUAUGGAUACAGGGCAAGACUAUUGUAGUGAGUGAUCAAUAAGUAUCAUAUGAGGGUCUGGGGUCCAUCCUCCUUGGUGGAUGAGGAAAACCUUCAGCUCAGGCCAAGGCCCCAGUGUCCUGCAAUCCAUCCCCUCCUUGGGGCCUUGUUCAGCCCAGAAUGUGCUUCUCCCUUUCCCUCUGCCUUUCUCCCUUGCUUAUGCUCUCUCUCUCUCUCUCUCUCUGAAAUAAAUAAAAUCUUCCCCAGAAAGUCAACAGCAACUUCAAGUAGCCUGACAUAAUCAGGGCACAAAUAGAACUGAUCUGCACAUAGAUUCCAAUGAUGACUUCCCAUCGCUCAUGCAGCUUGUUGUGAAACCCAACUAAAAACUCCCACCUUCUGGACAUCUGGCAAAAUCAUUUCUGUCUCUGUAGGUCCACAUAUGCUGUCCUCUCUUUUGUAAGUUUUUCAACCUGAUUUUACCCCUUUUCUUGGUAGGUUUGAUUCAAUGCUAGACAAUUAUUCUCUUUUGUUCUAUUUAGUCUAGUGCUCUAUUUUAUUUAUUCACUAACAGGUUUUUUUUUUAAGGUUUAUGUAUUCAUGAGAGACAUAGAGGCAGAGACAUAGGCAGAGGGUGAAUCAGGCUCCCUGUGGGGAACCCGAUGCAGAACUCGAUCCCAGGCCCAUGGGACCAUAACCUGAGCCAAAGGCAGACGCUCAACCACUGAGCCACCCAGGUGCACCGGUAAUCAGUUUGGUGAAAAUAUUCCAUCCGGGAGAGGUUUAAAUACUCAAAGUAUACCAUUUACCAAUAGCCAUAGCUGUGAAGCAGAGUAGGAGGGACAGGUUUCUCAUUAUGCAUUAAAAAAAUCACGGAGAUCAAACGUACAGCAUAGGGAAUAUGAUCAGUGGAAUUGUAAUAGUGCUCUAUGGGGACACAUGGUAUCUACACUUGUGAUGAGCACAGUAUUACCCUAUACAAGUAUCGAAUCCAUAUGUGGUACACCUGAGACUAAUGUAACCUUGUGUACCAUCUCGAUUUCAAUUUAAAAAAACAGUAGUAAUGUGGGCACAAGGCUCAUUCCUUUAGUUGGGCAUCUACUUUGGGCUCAUAUCAUGAUCCCAGGGUCCUUGGAUACAUAAUAUUAUGUAUUUGUCAAAACAGUCAGAUGCAUAACACAGAGCAGUCCUUAAUAUAUGUGGUCAACUUCAUUGAUAAUAAUGUCUCUACACUGGUUUGUUCUUUGUGAUAAAAAUUCCACACUAAUGCAGGCAUGUAUGAUCGUGGAAAAUAUGUGCCAAGGGAUAGGGUGAUAUGGAAAUUUUUAUAUUAUAUGCUGCCUUAUGACACCAGUCUAAUCCUAAUCUCAAUAAUAAGGUCUCCUUAUUAAAACAUAAUCAGUGAUUUUAUGUUGUUAAUACUGUACACAGACUAGUGUCCAAAUGUUAGCUUCACAACCCCUACCUUUUAAUUUGACCAAAUUUGAGUGGUAAAAGCAGUUUUACUAUUUUGGCAUAAACUACUGACUGACCAUUUAAAUUAUGAAUUUCACAUAUAAAAUGUAAAUAAUAUAGAUUUGUAUUUUUGUGUUUAGUAUGGUAUCCUGAGCACAGUAAAAGAAUGAUUCUUUUUUUUUUUU
This is a messenger RNA of Canis lupus familiaris (dog), 4819 nucleotides long. RefSeq names its product piwi-like protein 1. Gene Ontology annotation, molecular function: piRNA binding. The record is from RefSeq and is a predicted model, not a curated record. The transcript has 11 exons. Lineage: Eukaryota; Metazoa; Chordata; Mammalia; Carnivora; Canidae. The coding region runs from base 296 to 1327 and encodes 343 amino acids. Gene Ontology annotation, cellular component: P granule. Gene Ontology annotation, biological process: regulatory ncRNA-mediated gene silencing.